CGAGAAGUCGAGUGAGUGAGCGAGAGCGACCGACUUCACCGACUUGGCGUUUGUUCAUGUCCAUUGCAUUGCCGCCGCAUUAUUUAGUUUUUCAAUGUAAUUAAGAUUUUUGUGACGAAAAUGUCGACAGAUUUCUAUAUACGGUACUACGUCGGACACAAAGGAAAAUUUGGACAUGAAUUCCUUGAGUUCGAGUUUCGUCCUGAUGGGAAGUUGCGGUACGCCAACAAUUCAAACUAUAAAAAUGAUACAAUGAUCCGAAAAGAAGCAUAUGUGCAUCCCUGUGUUAUGGAAGAGCUGAAAAGGAUUAUCAUGGACUCUGAAAUCAUGCAUGAGGAUGACCGUUUAUGGCCGCAGCCGGAUCGAGUCGGAAGACAGGAGUUAGAGAUAGUGAUAGGAGAAGAACAUAUUUCCUUCACUACCUCCAAAACUGGCUCCCUUGUAGAUGUCAACCAGUCACGAGACCCGGAAGGCCUGCGCUGUUUCUACUACCUCGUCCAGGAUCUCAAGUGUUUAGUUUUCUCCCUCAUCGGUCUGCACUUUAAGAUUAAGCCUAUAUAAGUUAAUUGUACUUUGUAAGUGAAAUAAAGAUUUGUGACUUUUCCA
Molecule: messenger RNA, 606 nt
Organism: Pectinophora gossypiella (pink bollworm)
Lineage: Eukaryota; Metazoa; Arthropoda; Insecta; Lepidoptera; Gelechiidae
Gene: mago
Product: protein mago nashi
Exons: 2
Coding region: 121-561 (146 amino acids)
Biological process (GO): RNA splicing
Cellular component (GO): catalytic step 2 spliceosome; nucleus; exon-exon junction complex
Source: RefSeq, a predicted model, not a curated record